CAGUGUGCAUUACACACCACAAAGACCACAUAUUGUACAUGGUAUAUCUUAAUGGUGUUUUCAUUUAUUAUCAACAAAUUUAAAAAACAUGAAUAUGUUAAAGCAGUGGAUUUUUGGGAAGCCUUCAGAUAAAACGGAUGCUGUCGGAGGUCAGUCCCUGAUUGUUGCCGCCUUCGACUUCGGGACAACUUACAGUGGAUAUGCGUUUUCCUUCAAGCAUUCUCCAAAUGACAUCAAAACUAACAAGAAAUGGACGUCCGGGUCUGGUCAACUUAUCUCACUUAAAACACCAACAAGUGUUCUUCUCAAUGAGGAUGGUGAGUUCGACUCAUUUGGAUGCGAUGCCAAGAACAAGUAUGUUUCCUUGGCAGCGGACGGAAAACACCAUGGCUGGAGACUAUUUAGAAGAUUUAAGAUGGUUCUUCACAAUCAGAAGCGUAUUUUGCGUUCAGCAACAGUUGAUGAUUUGGAAGGUAAACCCUUCGCAGCCGGGCCGAUUUUUACAAUGGUGAUUCGGUACCUACAGAAACACCUAUUAGAAGCGUUAAAUCUAAGUCAUAAAGGGACGCUCGAAACUGACAUCACAUAUAUAAUUACCGUACCAGAUAUCUGGGGCUUAGCUGCCAAACAGUUCAUGAGAGAAGCCGCGAUUGAGGCUGGUAUCAAUUGCAACCGACUCAAGUUGGCAUUAGAGCCUGAGGCAGCCGCAGUGUAUUGUGGGGCCCUCGGUCACACGUUGGUGGGGCAGAAGUUCAUGGUCGUCGACUUAGGAGGUGGUACCGCUGACAUAUCUGUUCACGAGAGAAAAGGCAAUGGGUCACUCAAAAAUAUCCACACCCCUUGCGGUGGCACAUGGGGAGGCAUCUAUGUUGAUGCAAACUUCACACAGUUUAUGGCAGAGAUAUUUGGGACAAGGGCUCUUACUGCUAUGCAAGCGGAUGAAAUGUACGAUUACUUUGAUAUGAUGCGUGACUUUGAGGUAAAGAAGAGGAAUUCUCAGACCGACAUCACAUUUCGCAUCCCAGUGGUUUUGAAGGAAAAUGAUGAGGAGCAUUUUCAUCAGUCUUUAUCAGACCGACUGUCAUCUUUGAUGUUUGGUGAAAAGGUAUUUGUGAGAGGUAAAGAUAAACUUGGUAUACAUCCAUCUAUCAUGCAAAGUUUCUUCACAGAUCAGAUCUCCGCAAUAGUGAAUCACAUCAGCAGCGUUCUAAAGGAAGAGAGAAUGAAAAACGUCGGUCUUAUAAUAUUAGUUGGAGGGUUUGCAGAGAGUCCUUAUGUCCAACAGAGGAUACAGACAGAACUUCAAGCGGUACGGUUAAUAGUUCCGGAGGAGACGGGAUUGGCCGUGUUGAAAGGAGCCGUUAUGUUCGGACACAAACCUAACAUCAUAUCCUCCAGAGUUAUGGAUUACACGUACGGGGUAGAAAUUUUUUAUUAUGAUUUUGAGGAAAAAUACCCGAUGGAAAAGAAAAUAUUAAUGAACGGUCAAUGGAUGGUAAAAGAUGUGUUCAUGGUCUUUGUAAGAGUCAAUGAAGAUGUGCCAUUUGAUAACAAGGUAACACACACUUUGUGCCCGAAUGAAAACCCCGAUUAUGUUGCUAUAUUUAGAACAGAAAACAAUGACCCGAUGUUCACAACUGACCCUGGCUGUGAGCUCGUCGGCAGACUGGCAAUUGAUUUUGAGAAUGACAUUCCUCUUGAGGAACAGAAAAUUGAGGUAACGCUCAUGUUCGGCGACACAGAUCUGCGUGUUUUGUGUAAACACGUCAACACUGGAAAGGUGAAUACGCUAACACUUGACAUUGCCAAUUGAAAUUGUUACGAUAUAUCAACUAUACAAUCCGCUUGGAACAGU
This is a messenger RNA of Dreissena polymorpha, 1855 nucleotides long. Its product is annotated as heat shock 70 kDa protein 12B-like. The record is from RefSeq and is a predicted model, not a curated record. Bases 89 to 1813 code for a protein of 574 amino acids. Gene Ontology annotation, molecular function: ATP binding; ATP-dependent protein folding chaperone. NCBI's taxonomy places the organism in Eukaryota, Metazoa, Mollusca, Bivalvia, Myida, Dreissenidae. The transcript has 6 exons.